CUGGGGCGCGACUGUCGGUGCCCUGCGCUCCGCCUGCGCGGACCCAGCUGCGCUCCCGGCUGUCUCGGCGCCCCGGACCCGGUCAUUAACAAGUAGGUUGUUCUGAAAAUAAAGACCUCAGAGGAACGCGCUCCGGUGGUGUCAAGUCUGAAGGCAGAGCUGAAAGUUCGGUCUCUGGCUGUGAAACCCUGCCACCCAGGAUGAUCCUGUCUAAUGCCACGGCCGUGACGCCCUUUCUGACCAAGCUGUGGCAGGGGACAGUACAACAGGGCAGCAACACGUCUGGCCUGGCCCGCAGGUCCCCAGGCCAUGAUGACGGCAAGCUGGCGGCUCUCUACAUUCUCAUGGUGCUGGGCUUUUUUGGUUUCUUCACCCUGGGCAUCAUGCUCAGUUACAUCCGCUCCAAGAAGCUGGAGCACUCCCACGACCCUUACAACGUGUACAUCCAGUCUGACAGCUGGCAGGAGAAGGACAAGGCUUACUUUCAGGCCCGGGUUCUGGAGAACUGCAGGGCGUGUUAUGUCAUAGAAAACCAGCUGGCCGUGGAACGACCCAGUGUCUACCUUCCGGAGAUGAAGCGUUUGUCAUAACCCCGUGGACGGUUAAAACUGGACAAAGCCUCCUCGACGAUCUGCUUUUUCUUAUCCUUAUAGUCUUUAUUGUACGGAUAUAACCGUUUUCAGCUUUUUUUUUUUUCUAUUGUGAGGGGUGGAUUAUUAACACGCUGUUUCUAAGAUCACAUUCCUUCUGUAAUAGACUGGCCAUUGCUCCCCAGUGUCUGUGCCUGCCUUGUUCAUUUCAGCAGAAUCCCUGAGCUCACGCCUCUGAGAAUGAGAGCUGCAUUUCCCAGCCUCCUUUGCAGCUAGCAGGGUCAUGUGAUGACGUUCUGGCCAAUAGAAGCAGGAGUGAUGAGUGCAAUUUCCCAGUGAACCUCCAAAAGGGAAGGAUGUAUCCUCCACUCUCCUCUCCCCCUUCCCAGCAGCUGGGGCUUGGAAGAGGUGGGGGGCCAGCCUUGAUCUGGAAGGACAGUGUAUUCACAGAGGGCAGGUCUGGGUCCCUGGGCAAUGGCAUAAGGCAGCGUCUAGUCACCACCAGCUCAGACUUUGUAGGAAAGAAACUAACUCUGAUCUCCCUUAAGCUGCUGUUGUUUGGGUUUCUGUUAAAGUCACAGAAUCAAUACCCUAGCGAAUACACCUGCCUUAUGGAACUGA
Molecule: messenger RNA, 1211 nt
Organism: Phacochoerus africanus (Common warthog)
Lineage: Eukaryota; Metazoa; Chordata; Mammalia; Artiodactyla; Suidae
Gene: KCNE1
Product: potassium voltage-gated channel subfamily E regulatory subunit 1
Exons: 3
Coding region: 201-590 (129 amino acids)
Biological process (GO): membrane repolarization during action potential; potassium ion export across plasma membrane; regulation of heart rate by cardiac conduction
Cellular component (GO): membrane
Molecular function (GO): transmembrane transporter binding; voltage-gated potassium channel activity involved in ventricular cardiac muscle cell action potential repolarization; delayed rectifier potassium channel activity
Source: RefSeq, a predicted model, not a curated record